AUGAACAACUCCUCUCCCAACAAGACCGCCGCAUGGCGCACCCCCUCUCCAGACCGCCGUCUCACCGCAGAACAACUCCGCUACAUGCCCUUCGCAGACCUCAUCACCCACGACAACGCCCUCCAAGCCGCCAUCGAGGCACGCAACGCCCGCCUACCCCAAGCCUCUCCACAAACGCCCACCACCAAUACUCUGUCUGCUUCUCAGCAGUCAACACCCGUGUCCCUCACUGGGAAUGAUGUGCGUGGUAGAUCGGUAACUGUAAGCACACCCCUUCCCCUCCCAUCAGAAUUCAUUCAUUAUUGA
Messenger RNA from Pseudovirgaria hyperparasitica, 306 nucleotides. RefSeq lists its product as uncharacterized. The coding region runs from base 1 to 306 and encodes 101 amino acids. NCBI's taxonomy places the organism in Eukaryota, Fungi, Ascomycota, Dothideomycetes, Acrospermales, Acrospermaceae. The transcript is spliced from 2 exons. The record is from RefSeq and is a predicted model, not a curated record.